Carcharodon carcharias (great white shark) is the source of this 2300-nucleotide messenger RNA. It is a transcript of the gene lypd6b, whose product is annotated as LY6/PLAUR domain containing 6B. The transcript is spliced from 7 exons. Gene Ontology annotation, molecular function: acetylcholine receptor regulator activity. Bases 597 to 1112 code for a protein of 171 amino acids. NCBI's taxonomy places the organism in Eukaryota, Metazoa, Chordata, Chondrichthyes, Lamniformes, Lamnidae. The record is from RefSeq and is a predicted model, not a curated record.
GAAGGAAGGGACAGCAGGCAGUCCCCAGGGCGGGAACGGUGACUGGAGCGCCAGCUUUUGGACAUGUGUGCUUAAUAUGCAAAUACAGCAACGGGUUUGGGCAGAUACAACCUCACCUGUCAGUUUAGGUUUUUUUUAAAGUCUAGAGGAGCUUUUGUUUCAUUUGGAGCAAAGGGAUGCGAAGCACGUCAGCUUUCGCCUUACUCUGCAUGUAGAGCCACUUUAAACCUUGAGGGAAAUCUAGGUGUUUUUUUUAAGGGGGGCGGGGGGUGUCACGAUCGUUUGUGAUACAAUUGUUCAAGUGCAUGGAUCGAUCAAUCACCAUUCAAUGUGCUAGGCCCUUGAUCCCAGCCCAGUUCUGAUGAAACCCAUCCCAGGACUACUGUUCCUUCUUGUUCCAGUACAGACGCAGACCUGUUAGCAGUGGAAAAAAAUUUAAAAAAACAUUGGAUGCAAUUCCAGGAAAAUCUGAAUUGAAGUAAACAGGUGGAAGUUUCCAUGGUUCGAGUUAUGGAAUUGGUGAAUUGAAAAGGGAAAAUGCUGGAAGCUCAUUGCAGGUGCAGCUGGUGCUAAUCCUUAAUGAUAUUAUAGGUACUAUGCUCAUAACUUGCCGUCUUACAAGAGUGGUCCUCUUCCAGCUCCUCAUCUACCUAGUGGAUCGGGGGUUUACCAGAAAUGUCAACUUUCAUAAUGUGAGGCCACCAAUGUCCCCGACUCCAUUUCCAAACAGUUUCAAGUGCUUUACUUGCAACAAUGCUUUGGACAAUUAUGAGUGUAACAGAUGGGCUGAAGACAAAUGGUGUCCUCAACAUACAGAGUAUUGCCUUACAGUCCACAGAUUUACAAGCCAUGGCAGGAGUGAAUCAGUCUCGAAAAGAUGUGUUUCAAAGGAGGAAUGUUAUUCAGUUGGCUGCCAUCACAUCAGGAAGUUUGGUCAUAUGGAGUGCACUUCCUGUUGUGAAGGGAUGAUCUGCAACAUCGAAGUGCCAACGAACCACACAAAUGCAGUGCUCGUGGUUAAAAAGCCCCACAGGUUCUCUUCAUCUGCCAGCAAUAGGAUGUUAAGCAUACCCUGGAUCACAGUAGCACUGCUAGUUAUUCUCUUGGUAUGAUAAAAAGCAACCGGAGACAAGUGAAGUUGAUUUUUCUAAUGCACAUCAGCCAUAUUGACUGAUGCCACCUUUGGACUUUGGAAAAACAAGUGUCUUCUUCAAAAUAUUCCCAGAUAUUUGCACAGCCGGUGAGAGGUGCAUGCUGUCAUUUUGUCCUCUGACAUCACAAAGACUGUAUUUGGAGCUGACCUGAUGUGAGAUAUUGUUGUUGCAAUAAACUACUGAGCUUGGAUCAAUGACUGUUAAGGGUCAAAUGCGGAAGGUCACAUGAAGAUAAAUACAUAUUUCCUUUUUUUAAUUCUGAAUCAAUUUUUCUAUCUUCUCCUGAAAGUGUUGAUCAAUUUGCAAGAUGCAUGGACACCAUUUGCCUUAUAGCACCCUUGUCGAAACCUUGACAGUAUGUGCCUGCAAGCUAUUCAGUCGUGAAUUAUCAACAGCCAUUCUUACCUGAUGUUCAUGCACUUCCAGUGGGAGCUGCUGGACAGUGAUCUGGAACCGAAAGCUUGACCAUUUUUCUCCACUUUUACUGCUGGUGCGCUGAAGCCAAUUACAUCUUCCCCUAAAAGCAGUCCAGGUGUGAAUCAAUUAACUCAGGAAAGACUAUUGAUUGACUUCGAGAUCUUCUUGGUCUGUUUGAAUUGGCAAAUGGCUGGAUAAAAUCAGAGGAGCAGAAAUACAGAUUUUCCAUGGUAACUUUGCAGACAUUUUGUAAAAAUUUCUCAAAACUGAUAACAAUGUACCCUUCCCUCCCCACUUCAAUGACUGCAAUUGCUAUUUAUGAUAUAAGGCUAAUUCUAUGAUGAUAAUAUGGCGGAUGGCAGUUGUCGGAAGUAAAUUUCUUCUACACAAGAUAAAGCUGUUCUCGGCAAUAGGACAGAACGAAAUGGAGAAGCUAUAAUUAAGCCAUAAAAACAUAAAACAAUAGCAUUUAUAGCUACUUAACUGAAACAGAUAACAUGCAUAAUAUGUUAUGGUUGAAGGUAGAUUUUGGCUGUUUGUAAACAAUAUGCAAGCACUGGUUAGUGGUACCCUACUCCUUUGUGACCAAAAGAUUAAAUUGUAAUAACGGGUAAUUAUGCUCUGAAGUCAUGCUCUUUAUCUGAGGACGGUAUCCCCUGUUUUAAAUAAAGAACAAAAGAAAAACACAUCUGAAAGCAUUUUACACAAUAAAUUACUUUUGGACUGCAA